This is a messenger RNA of Ziziphus jujuba (common jujube), 2173 nucleotides long. Its product is annotated as laccase-2. The coding region runs from base 90 to 1868 and encodes 592 amino acids. Gene Ontology annotation, biological process: lignin catabolic process. NCBI's taxonomy places the organism in Eukaryota, Viridiplantae, Streptophyta, Magnoliopsida, Rosales, Rhamnaceae. The record is from RefSeq and is a predicted model, not a curated record. Gene Ontology annotation, cellular component: apoplast. The transcript has 6 exons. Gene Ontology annotation, molecular function: hydroquinone:oxygen oxidoreductase activity; copper ion binding.
UUCACCUAAUGAGCAAUCACACCCUCCUCUAUAUUAACCCAAACAAUUCUUGACUCUUUCCUCCAUAUCUCCUACCAUUUCCCAUAUCCAUGGCUUCUCUUCAUCUUCCCUCUUCUCUUGCUUCAAUGGCGGUUUCUUCGGCUUUGCUCUUGGCUUUCUGCAUUGCAAUAUUGAUGAUGCCACAGUUUGCUGAAUGCAGAACAAGGCACUACACUUUCAAUAUUAAGAACCACACUAUUACAAGAUUGUGCCAUACCAAGAGCAUCGUAAGUGUGAAUGGGAAAUUCCCCGGACCUCCAUUAGUGGCAAGAGAAGGCGAUCGAGUAAUCAUCAAGGUGGUUAAUCAUGUCUCAAGCAAUGUCACCAUUCACUGGCAUGGAGUUCGGCAACUGAGAAGUGGUUGGGCUGAUGGACCGGCAUACGUGACACAAUGUCCAAUUCAGACUGGGCAGACAUACGCAUACAAUUUCACAAUCACAGGGCAAAGAGGGACUCUUUUAUGGCAUGCACAUAUAUCUUGGUUGAGAUCUACCCUCCAUGGACCUAUCAUUAUCCUCCCUAGGCGCAAUGAGUCUUACCCUUUUGACAAACCUUACAAGGAAAUUCCCAUUAUUUUGGGAGAGUGGUUUAACGUAGACCCAGAAGAUGUGAUUAACCAGGCGCUUCAGCUUGGAAAUGGACCUAACGUCUCCGAUGCAUUCACCAUCAAUGGUUUUCCAGGGCCAUUGUACAACUCAUGUUCAUCAUCUAAUGAUACAUUCAAACUAAAAGUGAUCCCAGGAAAGACAUACCUUCUCCGAAUAAUCAACGCUGCACUCAACGACGAGCUCUUCUUCAGCAUUGCUAAUCACACACUCACCGUCGUCGAAGCCGACGCUGCCUACGUCAAACCAUUCCAAACCAACAUCCUUCUCAUUGCCCCAGGCCAAACCACCAACGUUCUCCUUCAAACCAAGCCCAUACCUCCCAACGCCACUUUCCUCAUCGCCGCCAGUUCCUAUUUCACCGGACAAGGCACCGUCGACAACACCACCACCUCCGCCAUCCUCCAAUACCACAAACCCCUCACUCAUUCCAACGUUUCACCCCACAAUUUGACCCUUUCCAGGCCCUCUCUCCCACCUGUCAACGCCACUAAAUUCGUCAACGUCACCCAGUUCGUCGCUAAUUUCACCGCAAAGUUCCGAAGCCUGGCCAACAGUAAAUUCCCGGCCAACUUUCCCAAAACCGUCGACAGGAAGUUCUUCUUCACCGUCGGACUCGGGACGAACCCGUGUCCUAAGAACACGACGUGUCAAGGUCCGAAUGGUCAGAAAUUCUCGGCCUCCGUGAACAAUAUCUCGUUCGUGCUCCCUUCCACGGCGAUUCUUCAGGCUUACUAUUUCGGACAGCCGAAGGGGGUUUACACGACGGAUUUCCCGGCGAAUCCUCACCCGUCGUUUAACUACACAGGAACGCCGCCGAACAAUACGAUGGUGAGCAACGGGACACGUGCGGUGGUGCUGGCGUUCAACACUAGCGUAGAGGUGGUGCUGCAGGACACGAGUAUCCUAGGGGCGGAAAGUCAUCCUCUCCAUCUUCAUGGAUUCAAUUUCUUUGUUGUGGGUCAAGGGUUCGGAAACUUCGACCCAAAUAAAGAUCCGGCUAAGUUUAAUCUUGUGGAUCCUGUUGAGCGAAACACCGCCGCUGUUCCUUCCGGUGGUUGGAUUGCAUUUAGGUUCUUUGCAGACAACCCAGGGGUGUGGUUUAUGCAUUGUCAUCUGGAUAUCCAUACGAGCUGGGGGCUAAGAAUGGCAUGGAUAGUCUUAGAUGGACCCCAACCAAACCAGAAGUUACCACCUCCACCGUCCGAUCUUCCUAAAUGUUGACCUUGACUGACCAUCUUCCGGAAGUGCAAUUUUCAUUUUCGAGUGAUCUUUGAAUGAUUCAUUUUUUUUUUUCUUUAUUUACUUCUUUGAUCAAUAAUAAAUCACGAUUCUUUUGAUGUGUGAUUGAUCAAGAAAAAAAAAAAAAAAACAAAAAAUCUGGCUCCCCAAUGGUUUUUUCUUUUUUGGUUGGUGGUUGGAGAAAAGAGGAAAAAAAAAAAAAAAAGGGAAGAAAGGAGAACAACUCCCUUUGUGUACAUUAAAUGGUGUUUACUGUUAUAUUAAAAUAAUCGAUGAGUUUUUUUGCA